AUGUAUGCGAAUGGCAGCGCAGCCGACGCGCUGUCUCUAGACGCAGCCGACUACGACCCCGUCCAACACCUCAACCUCCUCUUCGCCCACCCGUCGACCGUGUCCUCCGUCAGCCGCGUCUCGACCACCCUCGCCGCCGAGCAUCAUGGCCUCUCGCGCGACAUCGCCGCCCUGCAGUCCGCCCAGGCCUACGGGCCCGACUCGUCGCUCGAGCGCAUGCAGUCUGCCCAGGCCGACCUGCAGGCCCUGUUCCGCAAGAUCGAGACCGUGCGAGAGCGCGCCAUAAGGACCGAGCAGAACAUCACCCAGAUGACCCAAGACAUCAAGCGUCUCGACGGCACCAAGCGCAACCUGACCCUGUCCAUGACCGCCCUCAAGCGCCUGCAGAUGCUGACCACCGCCUACGAGCAGCUGCGCGGCCUGGCCCGGACCCGCCAGUACCGCGAGUGCGCCAGCCUGCUGCAGGCCGUGCUGCAGCUCAUGCGCCACUUCAACAGCUACCGCAGCAUCGACCAGAUCGCCACCCUCAGCCGCGGCGUUGGCGACCUGCAGCGCGAGCUGCUCGAGCAGGUGUGCGAGGACUUCGAGAUCGCCUUCGCCAAGGGGGAGGUCGGCUCGCGCAAGGCCGUGCUGGUCGAGGCCUGCGGCGUUAUGGACGCCCUCGGUGACAACGCAAGACUAAGACUCGUCAACUGGUACGUGAACACCGAGCUGCGCGAGUACCGCCACGUCUUCAGGGGAAACGACGAGGCCGGCAGUCUGGACAAUAUCGGAAGACGGUAUGCCUGGUUCAAACGGAUGAUGAAGGGCUACGAGGAAGAGCACGCCGCCAUCUUCCCGCCGCAUUGGCGCGUGGGCGAAACGCUAGCCAUGGCCUUCUGCGACGGAACGAGGGAUGACUACAAGGGCAUUCUGGAGAAGAGCAUGCGGAAGGCAGACGGAGCCAAGAUCGAUGUCAACCUGCUGCUGAGCUGUCUGCAGGAAACCAUGGAUUUUGAACAGAGCAUUGAGAGGAGGUUUGCGAGCGAGCCGCGGGCGAGCAUUGACACGCUGAGCUCAGCAGACGAGAGGACCCAAAGCUUCAACGGCUCCAUAUCCGUUGCAUUCGAGCCAUACCUGAGUUUAUGGGUAGAGUCGCAGGACAAGGCGCUCGCAGUCAUGAUCCCGAGGUACAAAGGGCAACCGUUGCUACCAGCCGACGAGGAGUUCUCUUCGCAAGCAGUCAUCAGCUCCGCCAUCGAGCUGUUCCAUUUCUACAAACUCACACUAUCCCAGUGCGCUAAGCUCUCUACCAGCGAACGGUUGCUGGACCUCACCAAGACGCUCGCCAAGUAUCUGGACGAGUAUGCACAGCAAGUUCUGCUCGCGAUUCUGCAGAGGCCCGGACCAUCGGCCGCCUCGGUGGAGGACAUUGUCCUGGUGCUGAACACAGCAGAUUUCUGGCACACCAACACGGGCCAGCUCGAAGAGAACAUUAAGAAGCGGAUAGAUCACGAGCUUGUCGGCAAGGUCGACCUGACAUCGCAAGCAGAUGCAUUCCUAGGCGUUGCCAGCGCUGCGGUUCUCGCACUGGUCAACAAGGUCGAGGCGGACUGUGACGGGGCGUGGCGGGAGAUGAGAAACACGAACUGGAGCAAGAUGGAGAGUGUCGGAGACCAGAGUUCUUAUGUCGGCGAGUUGGUCUCGCACGUCAACUCCAAGGCCCAAGAGGUCCUGGGCGUCGUGGCCAAGCAGCAAUAUGCCCGUGCGUUUGCUGACAACCUCGUCGAGCAUCUGGCCGGCACGUACAUAUCCAACAUCGUGCAGUGCCGACCUGUCUCCGAGGUUGGCGCUGAACAGAUGCUACUGGAUAAGUACGUCCUCACCAAAGCCUUCGAGAAUCUCCUCUCCUACCACAACCCUUCGACGACACCACAUGCUCCUCCUGCAAGCUUCGUCAAGCGCGUCAACGCCACCAUGACGCGUCUCGACCCUCUACUCAAGACGCUCCAGGUCCGCCCCUCACCGCCAGAAGGUCUUGUGCAGGCCUAUCUGAUCCACAUUGGGGACCGGUCCGACACAAACUUCAGGAAGAUCCUGGAGCUCAAGGGUGUGCGGAAGCAGGACCACGCUCACCUGGUCGAGCUUUUCGGCAUCCACCGCGACAGUAAUACCAACAGCAAGCUUGUGGCCCAGAGCCCGCUCCUGACUCCCCUCAUGAACGCCGCCGGGUUGGGAGGGAUAGGAAUAGGCGGCAUAGGUAACCCGGCGACGACGUCUCUCCUGGCAUCGGCAGCGCCGGCGCGCUUCGACCCUACUUCGCUGGGCGAGAAGCUGCUCAAUGCGGCGCGUGACGGCGUUGAGCGGAUGGGCACGCCGUCCUCGCAGCAGCAGCAGCAGCAGCCAGGCCAGGCGACUGGUGCCACGGCGGGGCAGAACGCCGCCAGCAUCAACGAGAACUUGAAGAAUUUCGGCAAGUUCUUCCGCCGAGAUAUCGGAGGUCUGGGCGCCAGGUUUGGGAAGAGGGAGGGGAGCGUGGACGAGACGGGGCGGUGA
Messenger RNA from Anthostomella pinea, 2535 nucleotides. The record is from the annotation of a GenBank genome assembly. Lineage: Eukaryota; Fungi; Ascomycota; Sordariomycetes; Xylariales; Xylariaceae.